ACACACAUACAAGAAAGUCUCUAAGGCAGGAGCAGAAGGUGAAUAUUUUGGGCUUUUCCAGCCAUGCAUUCCCGGACACAACUGCUCACCUCCGCUGCGUUUCCUGUGAGAGAGUCACGGAUCAUUCGCGAACAGUUGGCUGGAGGCUCACUUUCAAGAAACUUUAUUUUAAUAUCGAAGCGCUGGCCUGGGCUUGGCAGUUUGCAGCCCCUGCUCUAAGGUGUGAGCCCAGCGGGCGGCACUGCUGGUGCACAGAAGGUGACUGUCCCCGCUGCUGGCGCACAGAAGGUGACUGUCCCCGCUGCUGGCGCACAGAAGACGACUCUGCACCACCACACCCGCGGUGCAUUCAUCCACAUUCUUGGCUUCUCUAGAUAUUGAAAAGUUUGCGUUUGUGGCAGUCUAAGGAGUGAAUGAUAACCCUUACAGCUGUAGCUGUACCACGUACGUUCUUCGGCCCCAGCGUCUGUGGUAACUUGACCCAGCGAACAAGACUGAGUCCCAGUGAGGACAGAAUGAAUCCCGUUCACCUUCGUGCUGACGACACUGGAGUGGCACCUCGCACACUUGUGGGCCGAAAAACAUUCUGUCAUACUAUCUUACUUAAAACACUACAGGAUUUUUAAAAGACUUCUAGUUCUUGAAUAAGGUAUAAUGCAGAACCAGGUAUAUGAUAAAGAGCCUAUAUACUGAAUCAUGAUAAGAAUGGUCAAAAUCAACGUACCAGGGACGACUUCAUUUACAAAUAGCGGGAGCUCUGAUAAUAAGGCUACUGAACUUUCUCCUGCAAGACGCCUGGAAGCAGGUGGCCCUGGGCAGGCACAGCACACGACCGGGGUCAUAAAGGACGAAGGGUGUUUCCAGGUUUCUGCUCUGCCGCCCUUCACUUGCCUUGUCUCAGCCCAGCGUGGCUUCAGCAGCUCCAAGAGUAACGUCUGCAGCAGAAGCAGGAGGAAGGGGAGAGGGGAGAGGGCACCAUCAGCAUCUCGCUCUUCUCCGGAAGCAGCAGCUGCCCUGCAGAUGGCCUCACACACCUUGCAGGUCCCAUCGCCAGCACACGGUCACACGACGGACUCUAGAUGGAAGAGAGACAGAACAGAGGGAACUGGCAUCCAGCUCAGAAUAGUUUCCAUUUGUUCCCGGGAACCAAGCACAUUUGCAUGACGGUUCCUGAAAGCUCCCACUCCAGGGUCUUCCCGCCUUUCCUUUAUUAUCUGGCGUCCGUGUCUUCAGAUUCAGUAGAAACAUGCUCUUUCAGGAGUCGUUGUCAUUUGAGGAUGUGGCUGUGAGCUUCACACGGGACGAGUGUCAGCUCCUGGACUCUGCUCAGAAGAACCUGUACAGAAAUGUGAUGUUGGAGAACGUGAGCAGCCUCGUGUCCCUGGGAUUUCAACUUAUCAAACCAGAUGUGAUCUUCAAACUGGAGCGAGAGCAGCCAUGGACAAUAGGUGAAGAGGUCCCAAGCCAGAGCUUUUCAGAAUACUGGAAAGUUGAUGAUUACAAAGCUUGGCACCGAGAAAUCCAAGACAGGAUUAAAAAAUCGGAACACGUCCAUGACACUAAUGCAAGCGGAGAACCAUUUCAGUCCUGCAUGAGCCUCGCACCUUUAAAGCAAAAGUCCAAUAAGUGUGUCUCAAAUGGAAAACAUUUGAAAUACUCUUUGGAUUUAUUUACGGAGACUGGAAACCGUGGAAGAAGGAAACCUGGUAAGUUCAAUAGAUAUGAGAAAUCCUUUUUCUAUACCGAACAUGAAAAAACUCAUGUUGGGUUAAAGUGCUAUGAAUGUAACGAUUGUGGAAAAGUAAUCAGCAAGAAGUCACGGCUCAUUGUACAUCAGAGAACUCACACAGGAGAGAAACCAUUUAAAUGUAGUGAAUGUGGCAAAGCCUUUUCCCAGAAGUCACACCUUGUGACGCAUCAGACCAUUCACACAGGAGAGAAACUUUAUGGAUGUGAGUGUGGGAAGGCCUUCUCUAGAAAGUCACAUCUUGUUACACACCAGAGAACUCACACAGGAGAGAAACCUUAUGAAUGCUGCGAGUGUCACAAAGUCUUCUCUCAGACGUCACAGCUCAUUAUUCAUCACCGAAGUCAUACAGGAGAGAGACCCUAUGCAUGCGGUGAAUGUGGGAAAGGCUGUAGUGGGAAGUCACAAUUUAUUACUCAUAAGAGAACCCAUAUAGACGAAAAGCCCAAUAAAUGCAACGAAUGUGGGAAAGCCCUCAGAGAGAAGUCAAGUCUCAGUAAACAUCAGAGAAUCCAUUCAGGACAGAAGCCGUAUGGAUGCCGCGAAUGUGGGAAAGCCUUCAGUGGCAAGUCGCCCCUCCUUAGACAUGCGAAAACCCAUUCAGGAGAAAAGCCCUAUGGAUGUAAGGAAUGUAUGAAAGCAUUUAUUUGGAAGUCCCAGCUCAUCAUACAUCAGAGAACUCACACAGGAGAGAAGCCCUGUGGAUGCAGCGCUUGUGGGAAAGCUUUUUCCCAGAAAUCACACCUCAUGAUACAUCAGAGAAUUCACAUAGAGCAGGCACCCCAGAAAUAGAGUGAAUGUGAGAAGCUUUUAAGAAAGUAAUCACACUUCUCUCUAUAUCAUAAAACACAUUUAUAGAAAUUCUGUGAAUGCUGUGAGUGUCGGCAAGGCAUUGGCAGGAAGUUCUGCUUCCUUAAACUUCAGAACGCCAAAUGGGAGAGGAAGGCUAUGUGUGGAGCAAAUGUAGCAAAGACAGUAGAGAGAAGCACUCAGCCAGUAGUCUAGUCUCAUUGUAAAUCAAGUUAUUCAUAUUGAGGACAAAAAUACUGAUUUCAGGGAAUAUGGGAAAAUUUGUCCAUAGAAAUGUUAAAAAAGUCAAUCUCCAACUACGGUAUUGCAUCUUUUAAUGAAAAGAUUAUAUAUUCAAUUUUAAACAAUGAGCAUAUGAAGCUAUAAAGAUCUGUCUGUCUGUGUAUGAAUAUGUUCAGUAAUUGUGACAGCCAAGUAGAAAGUCCAUUGCUUAUAUUCCUGAGUAUGGCUACAUGUUAUGGAUUUAAAGAAUUUCAUACAUAUGUGAAAUUAAUCUGUGAACACAGUAAGUGUCAUGUUUAUAGCACAGCAUCUCCCCGGAAUGCUGCACAAUGUAUAUCGUUUGUCUUGUACUAUAAUAGAAGAUAAGCCGUACCAAAGAUUCAGUUAUUUAACAAAUAGUUUAAAUUAUAUUGCCAGAUACUUUUUGGCAUAUGUAAAUGUUCUCGGGACCACUUACCAUGCUCUGUGUUCAAUAAUAGAGGCUGGAGUUUUUCAGUAAAAUCUCCUGCCUCUUCUGAGUCACCAGUUAUGUCCAGAUUGUUAUUCAUAUUAAAUAUGCAGGGGCGAGAACGCAAGUUAGCAUAUGACCAAGUGCGCGAACGAAACGCUCUCAACUGCAUUGCUCAUCACCUAAACAUAUGAGAAAUGGAGCUGGUGAAAAUAAAAUAUGCACAAAAC
This is a messenger RNA of Hyaena hyaena (striped hyena), 3457 nucleotides long. Its product is annotated as zinc finger protein 84-like. Gene Ontology annotation, biological process: negative regulation of transcription by RNA polymerase II. Gene Ontology annotation, molecular function: DNA-binding transcription repressor activity, RNA polymerase II-specific. The coding region runs from base 1247 to 2539 and encodes 430 amino acids. The transcript is spliced from 3 exons. Lineage: Eukaryota; Metazoa; Chordata; Mammalia; Carnivora; Hyaenidae. The record is from RefSeq and is a predicted model, not a curated record.